Messenger RNA from Carya illinoinensis, 2778 nucleotides. RefSeq lists its product as uncharacterized. The record is from RefSeq and is a predicted model, not a curated record. The transcript has a single exon. The coding region runs from base 1 to 2778 and encodes 925 amino acids. Lineage: Eukaryota; Viridiplantae; Streptophyta; Magnoliopsida; Fagales; Juglandaceae.
AUGGCAGAAGGGACACGGGGAGCAUUGAAGGGUCAACAGCAAGAAAUGGUGCAGCAACAGUUGGAUCAUCAUCAGAUUGCCAUUUCUGGCAUGGCAGAGAGGUUAGAUCAAAUGUCUGAUGUUUUAAAAACAUUGGUAGAAACUGUGAAUAUAAUCUCUCGUAGGGAGAGAGACACUCCUUGUGAUAGAGAUAAUGAUGCUAGAUCUCAUGAUGAAAGGGGAGGGGUUCCAAGGAAUUUUAGAUUGGAUUUUCCACGUUUUAAUGGACUUGAACCUGCUGGUUGGGUCUUUAAGGCUAAUCAGUACUUUGAUUGUUUUCAAGUUCCAUUUCAUCAGAAGUUAAUGGUUGCCUCACACCAUAUGGAUGGGGAAGCUUUGGUUUGGUACCAAAAUGGUUUAGAUUCGGGGCAAUUUAAUUCUUGGGAGACCUUGGUGGUAGCUUUACAAACAAGGUUUGGACCAUCCUCAUUUGAUGAUCCUAUGGAAGCUCUGACUAGGUUGAGACAAACUUCUUCUGUGAGUUUGUAUACUUCUCAAUUUGAGGCUUUGACUAAUAGAUUGAGAGGCUUAUCUGAACGACACAAAAUGAGUUGCUUCAUUAGUGGAUUAAAGGAUGACAUUCGAAUUCCUGUUAAGAUGUUUAAUCCAUUGAAUUUAGGGGCUGCUUUUGGUCUGGCUAAGUUGCAGGAGGAAUAUGUGUUGUCCUCCCGGAAAUCUUGGAGGCCUACUAAUCACUAUGCUGAUAAGUGGCCAAUUAACACCACUGCUCUUAAUGACUCAGUUUCUCAGAGUCCUAAAGGCUUGUUGCCUUUUAAGAAGGUUAAUCCUUCUCAUAUUGAUGAAAAGAGAAAAAAAGGCCUGUGUUUCCAUUGUGAAGAAAAAUGGAAUCCGAAUCAUGUGUGUAAGAAACCUAAAGUCUAUUUUAUUCAACUUGAUUCUGAUAUAGACAGCCAACCAGAAGUUGAGGAGUCUGAGGUUUCUAUUCAUGAAGAGCCUAAGUCUGAUGAGGGUGAUAGCUUGGAAGUUUCUGUCAAUGCUAUUUCAGGAUGUAUUGGAGGUAAUGCUAUGAGGUUACAUGGUUAUUUGGGCUCUUGUGUUGUUGAAGUUCUGGUUGAUUCAGGGAGCACACACAAUUUUUUGGACCCUGCAGUGGUUCAAGCAGCAAAACUGAAAGUUCAGCAAGAUUCUUGUUUGCAAGUCUGUGUGGCUAAUGGGGAAAAAAUUGUGACUCAAGGCAGUGGGCAAGAAAUCAUUAAGCUUCAAGGCUCAAGGUUUCCUGUUCCCUUUCAUGUUCUUUCUUUAGGUGGUUGUGAUGUUGUACUUGGGGUCCAAUGGUUGAAGACAUUGGGCUCGAUUACUUGGAAUUUCUUGGAUAUGUCCAUGAGUUUUACUUGGGAGGGUCAAGCCAUUAAAUUGAAGGGCUUAACUUCUGCAACUAUUCAGAUGUUGGUUGGUGCUAAAGGCUUCAAGACUGAUUUUGUGAAUAAGCAAGGUUGGUUCUUCCAAUUGAUGCUUAUUGACCAUGAGCCUACUAAGGUGUGUGUUGAAGGACCAGUGUCUGCAGUACUUGAGGAGUUUGCUGAUGUUUUCGAGGAACCUGUUGGAUUGCCACCAAGACGAGAAUUUGACCAUCCAAUUAACUUGAAGGAAGGGGCUUCACCUGUUUCUGUUAGACCUUACAGGUAUCCUCAUUACCAGAAGUCUGAAAUUGAAAAGAUUGUUCAUGAAUUGCUGCAGUCGGGUGUGGUGAGACCUAGCCAAAGUCCAUUUUCUUCUCCAGUCUUGUUGGUUAAGAAAGUUGAUGGUACUUGGCGUAUGUGUGUUGAUUAUAGAGCUCUUAAUCAGGAAACUAUCAAAGACAAGUUUCCAAUCCCUGUUAUAGAUGAGUUGCUGGAUGAAUUGUUUGGGGCACAGAUAUUUUCAAAACUGGAUUUAAGGGCUGGAUAUCAUCAGAUUCGAGUAAGGGAUGGGGAUAUUGAGGAGACAGCCUUUAGAACCCAUGAAGGCCAUUAUGAAUUCCUAGUCAUGCCAUUUGGCCUUACCAAUGCACCUACCACCUUUCAAGGGUUGAUGAACCACAUUUUUAAACCUUUUUUGAGAAGGUUUGUGUUGGUUUUUUUUGAUGAUAUACUCGUUUAUAGUAAAACUCUGGAAGAUCAUUUGAAGCAUGUGCACACUGUUUUGAGCAUAUUAAGGCAACAUACUCUUUAUGCUAAAAGGUCAAAAUGUAAGUUUGGGGUACAUGAGAUUGAGUAUUUGGGCCAUAUUAUUUCUGGGAAGGGUGUGCAGACAGAUUCUUCAAAAACUGCAGCUAUGGUUGAAUGGCCCAUUCCUAAAACCUUGAAGUCAUUAAGGGGGUUUUUAGGUUUGACUGGCUAUUAUAGGAAGUUCAUUAAAGGCUAUGGAUCGAUAGCUGCCCCUCUAACAGAAUUGUUGAAGAAAAAUUCAUUUUGUUGGAAUGAAAAAGCUGCUGUUGCCUUUGAAAUGUUAAAAGCAGCUGUGAGCAGUCCUCUUGUGUUGAGAUUGCCAGAUUUCAAUAAACCAUUCACCAUUGAAUGUGAUGCAUCUGGUGUGGGUCUUGGUGCAGUUUUAAUGCAAGAGGCUCAACCUAUAGCUUUUUAUAGCAAAGCUUUGAAAGGGAAGGCAUUAUUUCUGUCGACAUAUGAAAAAGAAUUGCUGGCUUUAGUUUCUGCAGUGCAGAAAUGGAGACCUUAUCUUCUUGGCCAUUCUUUUAAGAUUAAGACUGAUCAACAAGCACUCAAGUUCUUGGUAGAUUAG